This is a messenger RNA of Asparagus officinalis (garden asparagus), 3118 nucleotides long. RefSeq lists its product as uncharacterized. The transcript has 7 exons. Bases 148 to 2919 code for a protein of 923 amino acids. The record is from RefSeq and is a predicted model, not a curated record. Lineage: Eukaryota; Viridiplantae; Streptophyta; Magnoliopsida; Asparagales; Asparagaceae.
GGUAAAGAACAAUAAAGGCGAGCUUGAAGGUCUCUUUCUCGAAAAUCCCCCUCAAAAAUUUCAAUCCUUUUGGUCCUAAAUCGCAUGAAUUUUCUUGAACUUUAGAUAUUGAGAUUUUGGCUGUGAGAUAGAUCAAUUGACUGCACAAUGGUGGGCAAUGAAGUGGUGAUAACAUACAAGCGCAAGCGUUUCUCCUCUCAGUCAGAUCUCAUCCAUGGGGCCAAAGUGUUGAAGUCAUUUACUAGGUCUCCUACCAGGGUGUCUUCAAGAAGAUCAUGUCCAAAAGGAGGGUUUGAAACCUGCAACGAGAAGCUUAAAAAAGAUUCUUCGCAGCGAUGCUUUAAAUGCGGCAAUUUCGAUUCUGAUGAAAACCUGCUGCACUGUGGAUGUUGCUCUGAAACGCAUCAUUUUCAUUGCAUGGACACCCUUCAGGAGUCUGUUCCUCAGAGAAAAUGGCAAUGCCCAACUUGUCACAGAAGAAAUGAUUCCAAAGAGUCUCAGCACUGUGAUGUAGAUUCCAGAGGAGGAAUAAAAAGUAAAGGAAUCGAGAAAUCUGAGAUGGUGCCUGUAGAACUUCAUUCACAAAAACUGUUGUUAAGCACCAAAGUUUCUGAGGUCCUCCCUAGGAAAACAAGCUCUUCUGCUGAUGAUUCUUCUCUUAAGGAAGAAACAGAUUCUAUUCAAUUGGAUUGUAUAGAUGAAAACAGUCCAAUAUCUCCAUCACUGAAUCAGAGUGAUAUAAAAUCAAAUCCUAUAAUUUUGAAUUCCUCUAGCAAAGUAAAAUAUAGUUCUGGAUCCUCUGAGGCUUCUACUACGAAACUAAAUUCAGAUAAAACUAAUGAAUGCCCAAAGGAAAAAUGCAAGGCUCCUUUGAUUACAUUUAGCAGAAGAGUGAAAAGGAAGCGGGAAGGAACUGAGAAAUAUGCUGAAGGAAAACCAAAGUCAGAGGAGGAACAGUGUUCACCCGCCAGGAGAGGUAAACUCAUUGAAGGUUCAACCCUAAUUUCCAGUUCCAAGGAGCAGUCACCUAGUGCAGCUGUUUUACUAGAACAAGCCGAGGUGGCAAACGUUGCUAAUGGUGCUGGGUUCAAAUCCGGGGCUGAUGGAGAUUUUGGAGAAAUUAAGAUUGCUGGUGACAGGCCUGAGGAACUUCCAUCUCAUAGUUUACAGGACGCAAGUAUUACAAGUCAGAAUCCAGUGCCUCCAGGACCAGCAACAGACAUUUGCUACUCUGAAGGUCAAUCAAACAAAUCCAUGGUAGCAGCUGAAACAGUUCUCAUAAAAAAUUCCAUCUCAAUUCAGGACACCAAAAUUGGUAGUCCUGUCAGAGAGAAAUCCCCAAAUGACCAUCCUUGUAAACAGCCAUCUUCUGUUGAAUUACCUGCAGCUACUUGUGUGAGCAAUGCAGAAUCAAGUAAACCUUUGUUUAAUGUUGCGGUAGAGAAUCUUCUGGAGUCUCUAAGUUCAUCUACUUCAAGUUUUCCCAUAGCACCACUGGAUGAGGAAACUGAUGGAAGGGUAAAGGAACUUGAAUGGUUGGAAGACCUUAAUAGAGUAUUGCAGGACAAACAAAAGAACAGAGGAACAAGCUCAUUUAUGGAGCAUGGCAUUGACUGCGAGCUGGCAUCUCAAUCAAGGGUUUUCAGUGCAGCCCCAGUGAAAUCAGCUGUACAGGGUACAUGUAAUCAGGGUGCAUUUCCUGAGUACAUGAAUCAGAUAACCCCAGAGCUGGAGAAAUCAUUUCUGACAAAGUUAAGAGACCCAAGCUGUGAAAACCAACACCAUGAAGAAAGUUCAAGCAGAUCUUGCCAUCUUACUAACUUUCUUGGCCCUUCGCUGCCUCUGAAUCAUCGAGGAAAUGUUGUUAAUGACCAUCUUCAUGUACCCAGCAGGCAUUUUCCAUGUCAUGCAUCCAAUGAAAAUUCAGUUUUCCUAAGGGAAAAGCAGAUGCUUGAAGAUGGUUUGAGUGGCACAAAGAUGUUGAGAGAAAGGCAAUUUUCUGCUAUGGACAUGAUUAGGAGGUAUUCAAGUGAGUGGUCAGAAGAAGAGCUAGAUUUCCUCUGGAUUGGAGUCAGAAGAUAUGGGGUAAAUAAUUGGUAUGCUAUGUUAAGGGACCCGAAACUGCAAUUUUCAGAAUUAAGGGUUGCAGAAGACUUGGCGUUUCAGUGGGAUAUUGAGCAAAGAAAGCUUUUGCAUGGAAGUCCACCGCAGCCAUUGGGAUUCCCUAGAGCAGAUCGAUAUGGUGGCAGAGGGUGGCUUCAUGGUUCAGAAUUUCCGAUGCUUGCCAACGAGACUAAGCUCUCUCUUGGAGAUGUAUAUCACCAGAAAAGAAACUUGUUUCAUUCUUCAGGUGUGGGCAUAGCCAAUCAACUGCCUAAGUCUUUUCUUAAUAACUUACCAGUGGGUUCUGUGUUUGCCAGAGCUGCUAUCAGGCACCAGAUGCCUAUGAGAACCCAAAAUAAAAUGCAUGAUUGGGGAUCAUCUAUGCCUCAACCAGGUGAAACAUUAAUACAUGAAUCAUCAACGAACAAUACUCUCCCACAUUGGUUGAAAGAAGUUAUUAAUGAUAGUGGUCUCAAGCCAAGGGGAUCGUCACUGCCUCCAGUUUUUCCAAGCACUGCAAAUUAUAUAGGCCUGCUCAAUGAUGACUCACAAGAGCCAUCUGCUCGAGCUAAAGAUCAUCGGAGGCGAGGAAUUUUAAAAAGGAAGAGUGUUAAGAACGUUGGCUUGAGAAUUGAUCCAGAAAAGAAUCUUGAGCAAGCUGCAUCGGAUAUAAUAAUUAGUCCAGAAAAGAACAGUGUACCUAAUUUUAACAUAAAUAUUACAGGUCCUUCAGGACCAAGUGAUUUGGUGAUCAUUGAUAGCGAUGCAUCGUCGGAGGAAACAAUAUCAGAUGAUGAAGGCAGGAGAAAUAGCUAAUUCGGUAAGAAAUAAUGAAAACUGCAAUGUAUUGAAGUUUGUACAGGAUUUUUGUAUGGGCCUGUGCAGUUUUGUUGUAUAUUGAUGAACUCGUGAUGGUGUAACCCUCAAUGUACUCAUCCUUGACCGAUAUCCCCUCUCUGUCGAGUAGUUUAUGAUAAUACCAAAAUGGAGCAGCUUUAUGCUCUUGAUAAUCUUU